Molecule: messenger RNA, 2385 nt
Organism: Haliotis rubra (blacklip abalone)
Lineage: Eukaryota; Metazoa; Mollusca; Gastropoda; Lepetellida; Haliotidae
Product: sodium- and chloride-dependent glycine transporter 2-like
Exons: 13
Coding region: 204-2099 (631 amino acids)
Biological process (GO): sodium ion transmembrane transport
Cellular component (GO): membrane
Source: RefSeq, a predicted model, not a curated record
ACGUCUCCGCUAAAGCAGGGUCUAGACUCAAAAUUUAUAUUAUUUACAUUUUUUUACCAUUAUUUCGAACUUUGUCAGCAUAAUGAACACCUGCUAAAGAGCUAAAGAGGAUCUAAUUUGUAUGGUCGACAGGAGUGUAAAGCUGACGUGGUGAUUUUCGACUCAUUUAAGGAAGAACGGAGUCCCGUUUGAAACACACGACCAUGGACGCCCUUCAGUUAGAGCCACGGGACAAGGACGAGGAAGCUGGUGAACAGUCGUUGAAAAUGUUGGACGAGUCGCCGGCUGUCUCUGGAAUAUCGAAGCGACCGAAAUGGAGUCACAAGGCGGAUUAUAUAUUGUCCAUGGUGGGGUACUGUGUUUCCCUGGUCAACUUGUGGAGAUUUCCGUACCUUUGCAACAGAAACGGAGGAGGUGCGUUCCUCAUCCCAUUCAUGGUGUGCCUGGUGCUGUGUGGUCUCCCCUUGUUCUUCCUCGAGGUGGCACUGGGACAGUUCGCAGGAAAGAGCGCGAUGCAUAUCUGGGGCUUCUGUCCCUUGAUGAAAGGUUUGGGCAUCAGCAUGACGUUGUUGUCGGCACUGACGUUGAUGUACUACCCCAUCGUGCUGUCGUGGUCGGUGUACUUCCUCGUGCAGUCGUGUUCCCAAGUGCUGCCAUGGACGUCGUGUGGAAACUGGUGGAACACGCCAUCCUGCGUCGUCACCUCGGCACAAAAGUAUCAUCGUUUACUCACCAACGACAGCACCGUCACUGGUGAUAUCGUGUUGCACAACAUCACCGACGAUGGACAAAUGCGUCACACCACAGUUGGGACUAAUACCACGCUCUCACACACUGCAGCGGAAGAGUUCUGGCAGUACAACGUUCUGCGUAUCUCCGACGGGCUGGACAGUGUCGGAGGGAUACAGACUCACCUGGCGCUGUGCCUCAUGACCGGAUGGAUGAUAGUGUUCCUGUGCAUCAUCAGAGGAAUCAAGUCCGCGGGAAAAGUUGUAUACGUGACGGCUACCCUGCCCUACCUGCUUUUGAUCAUCCUCCUGAUACGCAGUCUCAUGCUACCCGGAAGUGACGAAGGGCUUCUUGUGUACAUCAGAGCCGACUUUAAAAAACUCACGGAGAUACAGGUGUGGCUGGAGGCAUGUCUGCAGGUGUUCUACUCCCUGGGCCCCGCGUGGGGAGGCCUCAUCACCAUGGCAAGCUUCAACAAAUUCGACAACAACUGUCUCAGAGACGCGAUUCUGGUGACUUUUGUCAGCGAGGGGACAAGCAUGUUUGGUGGCCUGGUUGUUUUCACAAUCAUUGGUUUCAUGGCGCACGAGGCCAACGUCCCUGUCUCGGAGGUGGUCUCGUCAGGUCCGGGGCUUGGCUUUGUGACGUACCCGGAAGCUCUGUCGCGUCUCCCGGUCCCGCAGUUGUGGAGCUUCGUGUUCUCGCUUAUGUUGAUCGCACUCAUGUUAGACACCGUGUUUGCUACGGUGGAGACGGUGAUGUCAGCCAUCUUUGACCAGUAUCCGUGGCUGAGGAAGAAGCGAAUCUACCUGACAGCAGGCUUCUGUGUCGUCGCCUACUUUGUGGGUCUCGUCGUCACUACCAGGGCUGGGAUGUACAUCUUCCAGCUGAUUGACUGGUACUUCGCCUUCUUGGUGCUCCUCACAACCGCCUUCCUGGAGUGUGUAUGCGUGGCCUGGAUUUACGGUAUAGAGCGGUUCAGUGACGACAUUGAGUUAAUGCUUGGACGGAGACCGCCAUUAUUCUUCAAGAUCACGUGGUGUUACGUCACACCGUUGUUUAUGAUGACAGCCUUCAUCUUCACGUUGCUCCAGUACAGCCCGCCUACAUACGGGAAGUACAAGUACCCGGAUUACGCCGCCACGAUUGGCUGGAUCCUCGCGUGUAUACCAGUCAUGCCGGUCGUGGUCGUCAUGGUGACGACACUAUACAGAGCAGAGGGUUCACUAAAACAGCGCCUCCUUCAAAGCAUCACCCCCGACAGCACGUGGAGUCCAUCGGACCCCCAAGGCAGGAGGAACUACCUGCAGAUACCUCGGGAGCGUCCCUCUCUUAAACAGACCUUCCUUGCUUCAAUAGGACUUAGAUAAUACCCGCACCGACACAUUUGACCCCCAUACAAACUAGCUAUGUACAUAAGAUGCGUCAUGUCUUAUAUGUUAUGUAUGUGUUGGGUAGAUCGGUCAAUGUACAGUUGUGGCGUUGAGAUGAAAUAUCUUUGCUCAUUUUUAAUUAAGUACCUUACGCCGAUCGCUGAUCUGACCCUAUCACAGACCUCAGUAUGUUGUGUAUGGUUAAAGGCAAUGGUUCACCUUAUGGUGCAGUGGGAUAACUCAGCGGUAAGAAAGCGUUCACUCUUCGUGCCCCCAAGACUCG